AUGGUUCUCGAUGAGGAUAAUGAGAAACAGAUGAUCUUAUUAAGAAAAAAACGUGGAGUGGUGAAGGCCUCAUUAACACGACUUCGUAAUUUUGUAAAGGAGUUUGAUCACAAUGAACAGUCAAUCUCUCUCCUCGAGUUUCGUCAAGAAGAAUUACCUAAUAUAAAUAAAAAAUUUGACGCAGUUCAAUGUGAAAUUGAGUUAAUUACGGAAGAACCAGAGAAGGAAGAAGAAGAACGAGCAUUAUUUGAAAGGAACUACUUCGAAACAAGAUCUCAAAUGCAAGAAAUCAUCAACACCCGGAGCUCUUCAAGUACCGUAGGGCCAAAUACAUCGUUUGGAUCGUCAAGCAAUACAAACCGGGUUAGAUUGGCGCCUAUACCUCUGCCCACAUUUAACGGUGACAUUGAAAACUGGGAGGCCUUUUAUGAUGUUUUUCGCGCAUUGGUUCACAAUGAUGAGGGGCUUACGUCAGUACAAAAAUUAUAUUAUUUAAGAUCCUGUUUGAGUGGCCCAGCUUUAGAUAUCGUUAGUUCAAUCCCGAUGGUCGACGGAAAUUAUGAGGUGUUUACCGAACGGCUGAAGCAGAGAUAUGACAACGGAAGCCUCGUGAUACAGACGCACAUACGAGCGCUUCUUGAUGCACCUCGUGUAGAUACCGCUACCAUAGAAGCGUUACAAUUACUACAUUCACAUAUUGGAAGUCAUGUAGCUGCGCUUAAGGCCUUAGGCCAACCAAUAGAACAGUGGGACGCAUGGCUAGUUACUAUUAUUCUAAGGUGCCUUGACAAGAAUACGGCACAUGAGUGGCAGCUUCGACAAGAGGACUCGCAAUUACCCAAGUACAUUGACAUAGAAAGGUUUUUAGCCAGAAGAUGUAUUGCAUUUGAAAAUUCAAACUCGGAAUUACAGUCACGAUCUCAUAGUCAACCAAUGGCAACAGGCCAACACCAAUCAACUAGUAAACAAAGAAGGUCGGAGAAAGCUACCAAAAUGGCAUUUUUAGCCACUGGAAAGGGUCAGACCACAAAAUGUCCAUGCUGCACUGGGUUGCAUAGGAUAUAUGCGUGUGACAAGUUUAAGGAGUUGAGUAUAAAUGAUCGUCUAAAUAUUAUACGAGACACUCAUUUAUGUUUUAAUUGUUUGUCCGCGUAUCAUACAACGAAAACAUGCAAGUCAAACGGUUCAUGUGGAGAGUGUGGGUUGAAGCAUAAUACUCUACUACAUUUCUCAAAAAGUGUAUCCGAUGACCAGAAAUUUAGCAAUACAAGUGAAGGAGAAUCAUCUGCAACUGGUGCGUUAUCAGCUACCUUAUGGUCAUCAGGGAACCGUUAUGCAUUUUUAGCUACAGCACAAGUGAUCGUCAAAAAUACAAAUGGAAUGCAGUUCAAAUGUCGUGCCGUGUUAGACAGCGGCGCUCAAGUGAAUUUUAUAUCUAAAAGGUUACAAAACGUACUUAAACUAUCAGGAGAAAGGGUUGCAUUGCCAGUGAGUGGAAUCGGUUCAAGCAGAACACAAUCGACUACAAGGGUAGACAUCAAGGUUUGUUCCCGAGUAUCACCAUUCCAAGCCAACAUAUCAUGUUACGUAUUACCAUCAAUUGUCAACACCUUAUCAUCGAGUACAAGACCCUCAGACGGCUGGGGAAUCAAAAAAAAUAUACUCUCACAGUUAGCUGACCCUCAGUUCGACCAAGCAGGUACCGUCGAUAUGUUAAUGGGUGCAGGAAUAUUUUUUGAGUUGUUAGAGUCAGAAAGGAUUCCGCUUCAAACUGGUAAUCUCACAUUACAAUCCACAAAAUUAGGCUGGGUUAUGACCGGAGAGUUUAACGUUAAUUGCUUAGUGAGUAUUGGAGCGUCAUUAGAAGACGAAUGGCGAACAAUGAAAACAGAUCAAGGAUUGUUCGGUAGGUUAUCCAAGGCCAAUAAGCGUCAUGUAGAAGAACAGGAAACGGUACAACAUUUCGAAAAAACUGCCACCAGGAGAGCUGAUGGUCGGUUUGUUCUCCGUCUACCUGUAAAACCAGAAGUUAGCCAACUAGGCGAUAGCAUAUCUAUGGCCAUGUCACGCUUCAUUAGCGUUGAAAGAAGAUUAUCACGAGAUGAACAACUACGUACCGAGUAUGUAAAAUUCAUGACACAAUAUUUAGAAAUGGGUCACAUGGAGGAAGUAAUUGAAAACGAAAUUCCAACAUCAAGGCAAUUUUACUUACCACACCACGCAGUGGUCAAAACGGCCAGUCUAACUACAAAGGUACGAGUAGUUUUCGACGCAUCAGCUAAGAGCUCAUCAGGACUAUCUUUAAACGAUGUCCUAAUGUGUGGUCCGAGUAUCCAAGAAGAAUUGUUUUCGAUCUUAUGUCGGUUUAGAAGUCAUCAGUUCGUUAUCACUGCGGCUACGUAG
Acyrthosiphon pisum (pea aphid) is the source of this 2403-nucleotide messenger RNA. RefSeq lists its product as uncharacterized. The transcript has a single exon. NCBI's taxonomy places the organism in Eukaryota, Metazoa, Arthropoda, Insecta, Hemiptera, Aphididae. The coding region runs from base 1 to 2403 and encodes 800 amino acids. The record is from RefSeq and is a predicted model, not a curated record.